Molecule: messenger RNA, 1008 nt
Organism: Saccharomycodes ludwigii
Lineage: Eukaryota; Fungi; Ascomycota; Saccharomycetes; Saccharomycodales; Saccharomycodaceae
Gene: PPM1
Product: leucine carboxy methyltransferase
Exons: 1
Coding region: 1-1008 (335 amino acids)
Biological process (GO): C-terminal protein methylation
Molecular function (GO): protein C-terminal leucine carboxyl O-methyltransferase activity
Source: RefSeq, a predicted model, not a curated record
AUGGAACAACUAGUCAUUCAAGAAACAGAUUACGACGCUAUAAGCUCAAAGAUAGCUUGUAUUAAUAAAAAGUACUUGCCUGAUCCUCAGAUCUUUAGUGUAUACCCUAAUUAUGAAUUAUUGUACAACUCAUAUUUCAACGAAUUGCCUAAAGUUACAAGGAGAUCUUAUAAUAAGAUCAAAAAAUUAAUGAGUUCAAAUAACUACCCGAUAAUGAAUAUAGGUACAUAUUUGAGAACUGUUUCGAUAGAUCAUGUUUUAUCUUUGUAUUUACUACCGAAUUCAGAUAACACAGAAAAAAACAACCAUUUCCAGAUCAUUAAUUUAGGAUGUGGUACAGAUCUAAGAUAUUUUCAGUAUAACCAUAUUUACGAAGAAAGAUUGGAAAGAUACAUAGAUGUGGAUUUUCCGAUGGCAAUAGAAACAAAGGGUCGUGUUUUAAGCAAUCUGAAUAAAAAAAAUCCAUCUCUAUUUGAUUUAAAUGAUAAUGGUGGCAGCACAGAUGGUAAAUACCAGCUAAUGUCAUUUAAUUUAAAUAGAAAUACUGAUGAGUUAAUUAAACAAUUGGAACUGGUAGGUUGUGAUUUCAGUUUGAAAACUAUCAUAAUCACUGAAUGUUGUUUGUGUUAUAUUGAAGAUGCAAAGUCCAUUGAACUUAUAUCCAAACUAAAUUCAGUAUUCAAUGCGAAAACCAACAAUUUACAUUGGGUUAGUUAUGAUCCUAUCGGUGGAACAGAUAAAUUCGGCCAAAUAAUGACCGACAAUUUAUUAUUUCAAAGAAAUUUAAAACUACCUACAUUAUUGACAUAUAACACCAAGGAGAAAUAUUCAAAAAGAUUCAGUUCAAUUAUUAAUAGCGAUAUUUCUAUUAAAAUUGAAGAUAUGUGGGAAAUAUUCCAAACUAAAAUCCCCUUGAAAGAGAAGACUAGAGUGCAAAAAUGUGAAUUUUUAGAUGAAUUAGAAGAAUUAAAAAUUAUUUUAUCACAUUAUGUCAUUUUAUACUUCUAG